Molecule: messenger RNA, 3726 nt
Organism: Amoebophrya sp. A25
Lineage: Eukaryota; Dinophyceae; Syndiniales; Amoebophryaceae
Source: the annotation of a GenBank genome assembly
AGGGACAAACAGUAACAAAUGAACUAAUAUACUCAUAUCAUAAUUAACGAUUAUUGAACUUUUGAACUUGAUUUUCUCCCUGGUAAUCUGGAUCAUCGUGUUGUUUAUAUUUCUUGAACGUUGAAUAUUGAUAAGAUAGCCACAAAAUGAAGCGAGUUUAUAGCGCAGAGACAAUGUUUCCAGAUGGAAUGCGCCGCCACAACUACGCACUCUUCAAGCCGAGUACGCAAAAGCCGCUGGCUACUACAUCGAGCUCUUGUCCUGCUCCAUCUGUUGGGGCAGGUGUUGACGCUGAGAGACGUAGGGUGAUUCGUCCGGCUUCGCCGCAGCGUCCUGCUGGGAGUGAUAAAGAGGCUGCCGUGCGUAGAAAUGCGCAGCGAUUACUGGAGCCUAAUGCAGUUCGCUUCUGGGCAGGAGCAGGUGGAUGGGACAUCAGUGACGAGACGCCCCUACUGGACCAGACGUUGUUCGUCACGGACAGCGAUCAGGCACUAGCACAAUUUGUUGAGAAUGACUUCGUUCUUGAUGAAUCACUAUCACUUCAGCAGGAGUCACAGCAGGAACAGCAGCUGAUAGUAGAAAAGAGCAGUGCUUCAAGACCUAGUAGAGAUCUCCGGGAAGAAGUUUUGGUGGCAGAAAAUGAUACUAGAGGCAGCAUCCUCAAAAAGAGAGGAAGACCGAAGACAGCAGCUGACGAGGACGCGCAGUACUGGAGAUUAUGAGCGGGCUGCUCUAGAUUGUAGCUCCUAGUUGAUUGAAUAAUGAAACACUAAUGACACACUAGUGACGCACUAACGAUUCACUAAUGACGCAGUAAAUGCCUAGUAAAUGCUCACUCUUUCUAGCAGGAUGGUGGGGAUAUUGAGGAAAAAUAACGCGAGUAGGGGACUUCUAAUUAUUGAGAAAUACAGAAAGAUGGAAAAGAAGGAGAAAUAUUGGAGGAAAACAGUACUGGAAAUGCGAGAAGACAAGGCUGAUGAGCAGCACAAGCGAAAGAUUAGGCUGCAAAUGGCUUGCGCUCUAGCUGAUAGCAGCAUUGCAGUCAGAGCGUAUAGCAAAGAUGCGCUCUUGGUCGAAGACGCUGUGUGCAGGUCAAGCCUGGCAUCCUACAAGGCAGCUGUCGUUGAGCAGAUUUUCCAGCAAAAUCGAGCGUGGAUCAAAAUUACGCAGAGGACUUCAUAGCAUCUAGGUGAACAUACAUGCCCUAUGGUUAGCUUUAUUCUCCUUCUAACAGCCGCAUCCUCGAUCAAAUACCAGCGGACCAGCCGACUUUCAUGCGCAUGUUAUGUUGGGUGGUCCUAUCCUUUCUGUUUUUGUUCUUUGAUAUUUGAAAGCAAUUCAUAGAACAAGGCGCUGAGAUAGGGGACCUACGCUUCUAAUUCAGGGACAUGACGAGUUUUCUGCUCACUUCAAAAAGAUGGGGAACGUCACGUACAUUGUUGUUUAUACAGAAGCUAGCGCUGGUAGUCCAUUACCGUGCACUAAUGGAGUAAUAAUGACUCACUAAUGCCCACUAUCAGAUCACUAUUGACGCAGUAUUUGUCUGCUAAUAGAUUAGCUUUGUUCAUCACGCGGCCACUAAUAAGCUAGUAAUCUAGACGAUGUGCUCUAUAGGAGCGCUCAUAAAUGCAAAAACUACAAGUAAGCACUGGCUGGAUAGUUGUAGUAACGAUUUCCAUGAACGUAAUAUAUAUGCUUAUGGGUAACUAUUGAUCUACAGGGCGGUAAAUACCGACUCGCACGCUACCCAAAGCCGCAACUCAUCAGCGCAAAUAUAUUUGGUGAGCUUCUGGGUUCCUUCUCGAUUGCGGGAAAAAGUGGGCAUGGUCGCAGUGUCGGAGUUGAGAUACCUGUUAAGGCUCCUAGUCCAUCUGUUUUUUCUUGGUCAGUAAUUAAGGAGUUAGUAUAUCAACAGGUCUAUCCAUCUCUAUUCCGGGAGCGCUUCCUCCUCUUAUAUUGUUGCGAACUGCAUAUACUAGGCAGGAAGAACGGGCCAUCAGUGGCUGCGUCGAUGGUUGCUAUGUUUCAGGGCAUGGUGGACGACUUACUUUCAACCAUUCAGCGGGCAGCUUCAGGAGGUGAAUUGGCUGACACUCGUCCCGUCAUUGUGCGCUGCGUCGUCAGCGAUAACUUAGAUUAAGGCCUAAAACAUUUUAUUUCUGUUUUUUCAUUUCUCUUGGAAACUGAAGAAAUGAGUGCAAAACUGCUCUAAUUAGAAACAAACGCUUUAGCGGUUCGAAUGGCGCGCAACAGGAUCAAGAUAGCAGCUCAUAAAUGUGGAUGCCAGUACAUUGUUGUGUUAAGUCUGAGUCUCCCAUCAGAAAGCAGAGACCAUGACGGCAGCUACUAUCAAUUAUAGUAGCCUUGCCUACGUUUCUGGUCGCGGCUGGGUAGAAAGUCAAUGUAUCUCUAAUGGGAUACUUUGAAUGUUGUCCGCACAAGAUGAACUUGGUGUCAUCCUUCGUUACGGCAAGACUACUAGUCUUUUUCUACGUGUGUACGCGUUAGAAGUGUUCUUGAUUCAUAGGAAAAGUAAAAACAGGGGGCACUUCGAAUGCAUCAGCGUCAGCCUUUCUGCCUCUAAUAGCACCAUGAUGGGAAACGGCGCAGCCCUGGCAAAAAUGAGUUAAGGAUGAGAAGGCCUACGACGUUGGCAUAGUGUGGCUCUGUGUGAUGGAGCAUGCUCUGUUGUCACAGGUAUUUUAUAGAGAUGGCCUUAGUGCGUAUUCUUUUUCUAAAGCAUGGGCCAGAUGGAGCUGUGGGAGGGUGACGCCGCUGCCAAUGUAGACGUCGGGCGAGUGUGUAGUCUCUUGCACAAGUUCUUAUGGGUGGCAGAAAUUAAUUAUUUUUCUUUCCUUGUUUAUCUCAUCAGCCUAGAGCUUCAACUUGAUGGAACGAUGAGAAAAGCGAACAUCAUCAAGUUCGUAGAUUUCUACUCGUCUAACUGCGGUAGCGCCAAGCCAUGCAGACGUGUGGAAAGUAACACUGUUAUGGGGGAUGUUUAUUUUGGAACUGCAGCGGCAGGUAAGCAGUACCUGAAUAGAUGUAGAUCCCUAAACCGUGGGUGUACUCUAAAUUUGCGACAAGCACUAGCAGCUUUGGACUUGGGGGCACUCAGGCAGAAGCUGGAGCCAAUCCAAGAGUUAUACGAGUGUAUUAACCCAGAGAUAAUGGCUGCGAUAUCAGCGGAAGAUGUUGCAGAUUUUACACUACUGGCGGAGCGGAAAAUUAUAAAAGUAGACGAGCACCCAGUUACAACAAGGCUCAUUUAAUUCGUUUGCAGUACACUAAUGACCACUAGUCGUCUACUAGUCACUCACUAAAAGUCACUAGUCGCCUACUUACCAACGACUAAAAGCACAAUAAUGGUUCAGUAAUGGCACAAUAAUGGACCACUCGUGGAUCACUAAUGAAUCAGUAGUGUGUGAGUAGUGUAGUACUAAUAUCUAGUGAUGACUAGUACCCAUUUAAUAUUACUACUAAAAUAGUUACACGAUGUAGACUACCAAAGGAGCAGGAGCCACUUCAUUCCAACGCUACAGGUUUUACAAGUUUGGGCCUUGCUGUGAAGGACUUCUCAUGCACUUUCUUUAAGGCCUAUCAUCAUGUAAGUCUGAGCAUCAGCGCCUCUGUAAGCACUGCUUUUUUCUCUUAGUUUGGUAAAUGAAAAAAGCAGUCAUCUACUAGCUGUUGAUUAUCAUCUUGGCUGCGAUAUCUAAUGGCUGA